Drosophila busckii is the source of this 4232-nucleotide messenger RNA. RefSeq names its product probable multidrug resistance-associated protein lethal(2)03659. The record is from RefSeq and is a predicted model, not a curated record. The transcript is spliced from 6 exons. Gene Ontology annotation, molecular function: ATP hydrolysis activity; ATP binding; ABC-type transporter activity. Gene Ontology annotation, cellular component: membrane. NCBI's taxonomy places the organism in Eukaryota, Metazoa, Arthropoda, Insecta, Diptera, Drosophilidae. The coding region runs from base 79 to 3993 and encodes 1304 amino acids. Gene Ontology annotation, biological process: transmembrane transport.
UUGUGAAUUUAUAAAAAGCUAAAAAGUUUGUUAUGCUUAAUAAAUAUUUAGUGCUUAUAAAUAAAAUUUAAAAUUUACAUGAUGCCAAAAGCUAAGUUAGCGCCAAAUCCACGAGAAGAUGCAAAUGUUUUUUCUGCGCUUAUGUUUUGCUUUGCAUUCCCAGUGCUUAUAAAGGGACGAAAGAAAACAUUGGAACCAAACGAUCUUUAUGAUGUACUUAAAGAACAUAAAGCAGACACUCUGGGAGAGAAAUUGUUUAAGGCUUGGGAAAAGGAAGUAAAGGCUAACAGAGUGAAAGGCAAGAAGCGCACAAGUCUUUUAAAGGUUCUACUAAAAGUAUUCGGUUGGCAUUUAGUCGUAUCGGGGAUUGUGCUUGCAUUUUUAGAAUUGGGUACCAGAGCAACUUUACCACUUUUGCUGGCUGGACUCAUAUCGGAAUUUACAGAGAAUGGCAAUGGGAACAGCUUUAGUGCGCAGCUCUAUGCCGCUGGCCUGAUAAUCUGCACAAUAGCGAGCGUGCUGUUCAUGCAUCCCUUUAUGAUGGGCUUGAUGCACUUGGCAAUGAAGCUUAGAGUCGCCGUAGGAUGUGCCAUUUAUCGCAAAGCGUUGCGCUUGAGCCACAGCGCCUUAGGCGGCACAACAACGGGUCAGGUGGUCAAUUUGCUGUCCAAUGAUCUGGGACGCUUUGAUCGUGGGCUUAUACACUUGCAUUUUCUAUGGCUAGCGCCGCUGGAGCUGCUGCUGGCAUCGUAUUUUCUUUAUGAGCAAAUAGGCGCCGCCUCGCUUGUGGGCAUUGCCAUAUUGGUGCUAUAUCUGCCGCUCCAGACUUAUCUGAGCAGAUUGACCUCGGCGCUGCGUAUGCAGACAGCUUUGCGCACAGACGGCAGAGUGCGCAUGAUGAAUGAGAUUAUAGCUGGCAUACAGGUGAUCAAGAUGUAUGCCUGGGAGCAGCCGUUCCAGAAGCUGGUGGCCAACGCUCGAGCCAGCGAGAUGAGUGUCAUACGCAAGAUGAACUACAUACGUGGCGUGUUGCUGUCAUUUGAAAUAACGCUAGGACGCAUUGCCAUCUUUGCCAGCUUGCUGGCGUUUGUGCUUGCCGGCGGACAGCUUACGGCGGAGCGUGCCUUCUGCGUUACAGCCUUCUACAAUGUGCUGCGACGUUCGGUGAGCAAGUUUUUUCCCAGCGGAAUGUCGCAGCUGGCGGAACUGCUGGUCACAAUUGAGCGCAUUUCGCAGUUUAUGCAGCGCGAGGAGACGCAGCUGCGCAUGCUGCCGGACGAGCCUGGUCAGGAUAAUCAGGCGACUGAGCUAGGAGCGCUAAUGCAGCAGGAGAAGCUGCAAAGCAAUUCGAAUGUUGUGAGCGUGCAGUUGCAAGGCUUCCAAGCCCGCUGGGCAGCAACGCAGCAUGAGCCAGUGCUGGUGGACAUCAAUCUAAGGCUGGAGCUAGCUCAAUUGGUAGCCGUCAUUGGUCCUGUGGGCUCAGGCAAAUCCAGUUUGAUACAAGCUAUACUAGGAGAACUGCCUGCAGAGUCGGGCAGCCUUAACCUGCAAGGUCGCCUGUCCUAUGCCGCGCAGGAGCCUUGGCUCUUCAGCGGCUCCGUGCGUGACAAUAUACUCUUUGGCCUGCCUUGGGACAAGCUACGCUAUUAUCAGGUCAUUAAGCACUGUGCGCUGGUGCGUGACUUUGAGCUGCUUGAGCAGGGCGAUAAGACUAUUGUGGGCGAACGUGGCGCCUCCUUGUCGGGUGGACAGAAGGCGCGCAUAAGCUUAGCACGCGCAGUCUAUCGCCAGGCGGAUAUCUAUCUGCUCGACGAUCCUCUAAGCGCUGUGGAUGCGCAUGUGGCUCGUCAUCUCUUUGAGCAAUGCAUGCGCGGCUUUCUGCGCAAGCAGCUUGUCAUAUUGGCUACACAUCAGCUGCAGUUUCUGGAGCAGGCCGAUCUUAUAGUUAUCAUGGACAAAGGACGCGUGCAAGCUAUGGGCAGCUAUGAGCAUAUGCUGAAGAGUGGCCAGGACUUUGCGCAGCUGCUGGCCAAGAGCGCUGGUGAAGAGCUGCCUGAGCUGGAUGCACAGCCAACUGAAGAUGGCCCCUUGACGCGCCAAAGCAGCGUGGAAAGUCGUGUUAGCGCCAGUCCUGAUAACUCGGCCAAGUCGACAGCAUCGCCUAAGCGCGUAGAGGAAUCUAGAUCUGUAGCCGAUAUAGGUCUGAGCAUGUAUCUAAAGUACUUUACAGCUGGCUGUGGCAUCUUCAUGUUUCUGCUGGUCAUGUUCCUUUGCCUUGGCACACAGGUAAUGUCCUCCUCCGGCGAUUAUUUUCUCUCCUAUUGGGUCAAGAGCAACUCCUCUAAUGCCGUGGACAUUUACAUCUUUGCUGCCAUCAAUGUCGCCCUAAUUAUUUUUGCAUUGCUGCGCACCUUGCUCUUCUUCAGCGUCGCCAUGCACUCAUCCAAGGCGCUGCAUAAUUCCAUGUUCAGCGGCAUCAGUCGCGCUGCCAUGUAUUUCUUCAAUACGAAUCCCUCGGGACGCAUUCUGAAUCGCUUUGCCAUGGACAUGGGCCAAGUGGAUGAAAUACUGCCCGCUGUCAUGCUGGAGUGCAUACAGAUCUUUCUCACCUUAACAGGCAUCAUCUGUGUGCUGUGUAUUACCAAUCCCUGGUAUCUGAUCAACACGCUGGUCAUGUUCGUUUGCUUUUAUUAUGUGCGGGAGUUUUAUCUGAGCACAUCGCUUGUUGUGAAGCGCUUGGAGGCAGUGGCUAGAUCCCCCAUGUACUCGCAUUUUAGCGCAACUUUGACGGGUCUGCCUACCAUUCGAGCUAUGCGCGCACAGAAAAUGUUAAUAGCCCAGUAUGAUCAUUACCAGGAUUGCCAUUCCAUUGGCUAUUAUACAUUCCUCUCGACGAGUCGUGCAUUUGGCUAUUAUCUGGAUCUAUUCUGUGUGGUUUAUGUCUUGAUUAUUAUUGUCAACAGUUAUUUAAAUCCACCUGAAAAUCCUGGUCUCAUUGGCUUGGCCAUAACGCAGGCCAUGUCCAUGACAGGCAUGGUGCAGUGGGGCAUGCGCCAAUCUGCGGAACUGGAGAACUCCAUGACCUCAGUGGAGCGCGUUAUAGAGUACAGCAAUUUGGAAGCGGAAGGCGAUUUUGAUUCACCCGCUGACAAGCAACCUAAUCCUAACUGGCCCGAGAGAGGAGAAAUUACAGCUGACGAUCUAAGUUUGCGUUAUUCGCCUGAUCCACAAGCGCCGUACGUUCUUAAAUCUAUCAACUUUACCAUAGAGCCAUGUGAAAAAAUUGGCAUUGUAGGACGCACAGGCGCGGGCAAAUCUUCGCUUAUAAAUGCGCUGUUCCGGCUUUCUUAUAAUGAUGGCUCCAUACUGAUCGAUAGCCGAGAUACCUUAACAUUGGGACUGCGCGACUUGCGUAGCAAAAUUUCGAUUAUACCUCAGGAGCCUGUGCUCUUCUCUGGCAGCAUACGCUAUAACUUGGAUCCUUUCGAGCAAUAUUCGGAUACUAAGCUAUGGCAGGUCUUGGAAGACGUUCACCUAAAGGAAGAAGUUUCUGAGCUACCAAGCGGACUGGACAGUCAUAUUGCUGAAGGUGGGGCCAAUUUUAGUGUGGGGCAACGUCAGCUGAUUUGCCUGGCGCGUGCUAUUCUCCGCGAGAAUCGCAUACUGGUUAUGGAUGAGGCCACAGCUAAUGUUGAUCCGCAAACGGACGCGCUUAUACAAACAACUAUCAGGAAUAAGUUCAAGGAUUGUACGGUCCUCACCAUAGCUCAUCGCUUGCACACUAUUAUAGACUCGGACAAGGUUAUGGUGCUGGAUGCUGGACAUGUUGUUGAAUUCGGUGCACCUUAUGAACUUUUAACAACAUCUAAACAUCAAAUUUUCUAUAGCAUGGUAAUGGAGACCGGCAAAACUACUUUCGAGCAUUUACUUAAAAUAGCACAAAAAUCCUAUGAAAACAAUACAGCUAGUGCCUCAGAAAUUACUUAUUGUUAACUCAUUUAUUAAAAUCUGUAAAAUUCAAUUGAGUAUAGUACUUAAUAAGUGCAAUUGAUCAAACUCAAAUUCAGUCUUAGGAAAAAAGUGUCUUUAUAAACGAAUUAAAGUGUCAUGUAUAAUGUUGUUAAGAAAUUGUUUGAUAGUGUCGCAUAAUAAGCAAACUUUGAUACUAUCUACUCUUUAUGUAUUGAUCGGAUGAAUAAAUUCGUAUUUUACAUUAGCAUAUAUAGAUAGUU